CUGGAGGUGGCUCCCAGUGCGAGCAGGUGUAGGGCGCAAGACUGCUGGCACUGGAAGGUUCCCUAGAGGGGGACGCGCACUGCGCCCGGUUUCCAUGGUAACGCCAGGGCGCCAACACUGUGGGCUCUAGCCCAAGGGGCUCCGGACUGCUGCCGGAAGUGACGCGUUCACCUGCCGAGCUGGGGCGGGGCGCAGAGGUGCCUUCGCUGCUGCCACCGCCGGGAGCUAGUCGGGAGUGUACCGGGCUCUGGAAUACCAAGGUCCCCGGCUAAGAGCGUUCACCUGCAAGCUACGAGCGGGCCGCCUCCAUGGCGCUCCUACUGUGCUUCGUGCUCCUGUGCGGGGUUGCGGAUGUCACCAGAGGUUUGAGCAUCACCACUCCUGAACAGAGUAUCGAGAAAGCGAAAGGGGAAACUGCUUAUCUACCAUGCAAGUUUACACUGAGUCCCGGAGACGAUGGACCCCUGGACAUCGAGUGGCUGCUAUCCCCCUCUGAUAACCAGAAGGUGGAUCAAGUGAUUAUUCUGUAUUCUGGAGACAAAAUUUAUGAUAACUACUAUCCGGAUCUGAAAGGACGAGUACACUUUACGAGCAGUGAUGUCCAGUCUGGCGACGCGUCUAUCAAUGUAACGAAUCUGCAGUUGUCGGAUAUUGGCACCUACCAGUGCAAAGUGAAGAAGGCUCCUGGGGUGGCAAAUAAGAAAGUCCUGCUGACAGUUCUUGUUAAGCCUUCAGGUACAAGAUGUUUCGUGGAUGGAUCAGAAGAGAUUGGAAAUGACUUCAAACUAAAAUGUGAACCAAAAGAAGGUUCCCUUCCACUGCGGUAUGAAUGGCAAAAAUUGUCAGACUCCCAGAAAAUGCCUACUCCGUGGUUAGCAGAAAUGACUUCCCCUGUUAUAUCUGUGAAAAAUGCCAGUUCUGAGUAUUCUGGGACAUACAGUUGCACAGUCCAAAACCGAGUGGGCUCUGACCAGUGUAUGCUACGUCUGGACGUUGUCCCUCCUUCAAAUCGAGCCGGCACGAUCGCAGGAGCCAUCAUAGGAACACUGCUUGCUCUUGUGUUCAUCGGGGCCAUCCUCUUUUGCUGUCAUAGAAGACGCAGAGAAGAGAAGUAUGAAAAGGAAGUUCAUCACGAUAUCAGGGAAGAUGUGCCGCCUCCGAAGAGUCGGACAUCCACUGCCAGGAGCUACAUUGGCAGCAACCACUCCUCCCUGGGAUCCAUGUCCCCUUCCAACAUGGAAGGGUAUUCCAAGACUCAGUAUAACCAAGUCCCCAGUGAAGACUUUGAACGUGCUCCUCAGAGUCCAACUCUGGCACCCGCUAAGGUAGCUGCCCCUAAUCUUAGUCGAAUGGGAGCGGUUCCUGUGAUGAUUCCAGCACAAAGCAAGGAUGGGUCUAUAGUCUAGAACUCUACAUCUCCCUUUUCCGUUUUCCAUGGUUCGUUUCUUCUCUUUAUAUAUCAAAACAUAUUCUAGUCUAAAUUUUAACAGCAGCCCCAAUACACACACACACACACACACACACACACACACACACACACACACACAAAGACGUUAAUAAGAAACUAAGAAACAUGCUCCACAGAUUUCUUGAUUAUAGUGAAACAGUAAAGACUUAAUAGUAAUGGCAUUGACCAUGUGGAAAAGAUGAGUUUUCUUAACAAGUUAAUUUCAAUGGGCAUCUGAUAUUAAAAAAGAUAUGGCACUUUGAAUAUGAUGUCAUAAGUGAAGAAAUUUGUGAAUUUAUAUAUAUAUAUAUAUAUAUAUAUAUAUACCAAAUUGAUACUUGAAUCAUCUGAAAAUGGUACUUUGUGGUUUCUAACAUCAUUUUUAGGUUGUCUGUCUUAUUUAGUUAUGAACAAUAGUAUCCCCUAAAUGUAAGAAACAUCCAUGGAAAAAUGACAAUGUUUGAAUUUGUUUGUAUAAUCUCUCUGAGAAUUCUAAGUAUAUUUGGGAUAUCUCUAAGAGUAGGUAACACUACAGUGUUUUAGAAAUGACUAGUUUCAUUUCUCAGUCAUUCAUAAACAUUAUGAAAUGAUUUCUUUCUUUUUGUGUUUUCUUCUGAGAUAGAGUCUUAGUAUGUAACCUAGGCUGGCCUCAAAUCAUGAUCCUUCUGCUUCAACUUCCUGAAUGCUGGGAUUACAAGUCUGUAGUACUAUACUGGCUGUAGAACAGUGUAAGUAUCUAACUGAUAGACUGCAGAGGCAACAGGAAGUAGUAACCUUUUAUGUGCUAUGGAAAAGCAGCACAUUGGAGAUUCAGCAGAAGGAUUUCCUUCUGCUACACACGGAGAUGAAACCCUUGAGUGUGUCUGGUGCCUCAGGGCCUGUGGACGUCUGCAAAACUCUGACUAGACAGACUGAGGAUUUAGGAUUUGUCCAUCUACAACUAAACACUGGCCUUCCACUUUAGGUGAUGUUUUCGCAAGGAAAAAAGGAAAAAAAGGACAACAAAAAUGUUAACUUAUUAUCUGGCAGUUACAGAUGAGAAUUCUCAAUUUAUUGAUUUUUAAAUUUGUAUUUUGUUUUGUGGCAGGCUGGACUGCACAUUUUAUGUUGUAGGAAUAUGUAUGCUAGGCUUACUAUUGGGAGGACAGUUCCUGGAGGUUAUUUUUCCCCAAGACUCAGUGAACAAAUCUCCUUGAGGCAAGUUAAAUGUCUUCCACCAGCCCUGAAUUCCAGACUUGGGCAAUGUGCUUGCUGUCCUGUGGCCAAACUUGCCUCUCUAUAGUUCUCACAAAUCAACUUUGAGUCUUAGUUUUCUGAAAGUGACUUACUCUUAAAAGAAAUUUAAAAAGGAGUAAAGGGAAUACUCCUAUCUGCCAAAUGUAUUAAGUAUAGUUUUUGUAGAAGAAAGUGAAUUUAUUGUAUCUCCCUUAAGAUUGUGAGGGAGUGUGCGUAGAAUAUAAUGAGCUAGCAGUUUUCUUCUAGUAGAUGCAGUCUGUAAUAAAAGAUGUCAUUAACUCCAAAACCUUUCCCCUAGGGAAUCGUUUUCUGUUAAUCUCUUCAGGUGCUGCACUGGUAAAUGCUACAUUAUCAAUUAAUGUUGGCAUGCAUUUACAAUUAGGCAGAGUAUUGUGUGUACAUUUUAAUGGUGAAUUUAAGAUGAAUGUCCAUGUAAUGGAUUCGUGUACAGUUUUACAGUAUUGGGAAGCAUUUUGUAAAGUAGGUUUAAACCUCACAUAAAAUUACUUUUGAUAUUUGUGUUGAUGUUUUCAUCUGUGCCUUUUUGGGUAAUUUGAUUUCUACUAUGACUUUCUGGUGCCUAUGAGCUGACUAUCACCUACCUGGAAGGUGCUUAGAGGUGAAGGUACUGUUUCCAAAAGCACAUCACUGUGACUCCUCUACCCUUACAGUCUCAAGCUUGCCUCUUCUCCUCUGCCCUUUUUUUGAUGUCACUUGAGUGAUACCAUUGUUUAUAAAGAUUUAAAAAAAAAAAAAAAUCACAUGCCCUGUACUCUUUGACUGUGUUUCUGAUUUAUAACCAUAGCCAUGUUUGACUGUCAGAUGUUUGGCAUUUUUAUAAGAUAUAACAAGAGUAAAUUAGAAUGUAAAUUUUAAUGAUUUUUUACAUAAUGAAGAUUAUGCUAGGUAGAAAUUACUAUAGAAAGUAGAUGUGUGUAACCUUUUCCUUUCCUCAUACUUCGUAUUUAUUUAAAGGCAAACAACACCUAGAGUAUCCGAGUAAGUAUUUCAGUCCAGAUCUGUAGCAACUAUAAUCUGAAAGACAAGCUUGUUUAAAAAACAAAACAACUGAAAACUGGAAGAAAAAAAAAAAAAAGACCGAUAGGAUAUAGAAUUAGAGAUACAGUUAAAUUUUAGGCUUUGGUAUGUAGCUAUUCUCAUUGUAAGUUUCAGUUUACCCAAAGCUCAGACAAGCACUAAUGGUUUCCCAAACAAUUCUCACUGAUGAUUGUAACUGAACCAGGGAGCAAGUAUUUGUUCUAGAAUUAACACUUGUAGUGGUCAACAGUUCAAUAACUUUAUUAAUGCAUUCUAACUAGAGCACCAGUAACAGCCAGUGCCAUACUGUGUCUUCACAGCAGCCUCUUUUGAUUCCACUUUAUAGUUGAGAGACUUAGAACCAUAUUUUAAUGUUACCUGGGGUAAUCUGGAGAGAUGACACUGGAUUACAUAGUCUGUGCUUGCAAUACAGAAAUUUAUGAGUAUUGUUAUUGAUAAUCUGACUGAUAUUUUCCUGUUAGAAAGCCCUCACUGCUGCUGCUGCUGCUGCUGCUGCUGCUCACAGUCUUGUAUUGAGUUCCCUGACUAGUUAUAUAGAUAAACCUUUCCUUAAAUUUGAGUUAUCUGCCAAGGAUUUAUUAGAAUGGAAACACAGACUGGGUGUGUUUGGGGGGCAAGAGCCAUACAGAUUAUGGAAAUGCCUGUGAUUAUAUACAUCUUUGAUCCCAGAACUCUAGAAGUGCAGGAAGAUCUUGGAUUUGAGGCCAGUAGCCAGUUCAAAACAAGCCUGAGCUACACCAAGAGACCUAACACUUGGGGGUUGAACUCAGUGGUACAGUGUUUUGUCUCGAAUAAGCUAAGACUGAGGUUUGAAUCUGAAUUCUUUUAAGACAUGAAUUUCAGAUUGAGCCCUGGGAAUUUAGAAUUUAAGUGAAGAGGCAAGUAAACGUUUUGAUUAAAAAGAACUCACUGCAUGGAGUUGGCUAUUCUUUAAUGUGUGACUUAUUAAAUAACUACUGGCUCUGUGUACACAGCAUGUAAAUUUGAAGCUAUGUGAAUGUCAUAGGUUUUCGUUUUUUCCCUAAAUUUUGUUUCACCCGUGUUUAGAGUGCUCUCAGCUGCCUUAUUUCAGUGUGAAAAGAAAAAAGUUCAUUUUUUAUGUGUUGAAUGCUUUAAAUGUGUCACUUGCAGAGUAGUGUGUAGAAAAAUGCUGGCACAAUUUUAAGUGGUUUGUGACAUUGUAUAUUAUAUAUGUACAUAUAUCUUUAUAACAUCCUUGUGUUUCGUAGUAUAAAUGUUCUGGGCAAGUUUUAAUAUUUCAAUUGCCUCUGGAUAUUCCAGCAAUAAAGGCAACAUGUUCUGCAAUAGAAUUUCUUCUUUGCCUACUUUGACACUAAAAUUAUACAUAUUUGAGCAAGACUGCAUUUGAAAAUAUUACAGAAAGGGAAUAAUAAUAAUACAUAAAUUGGUGAAUUGUGGUUAUUUCUGCUUUUGGAAGGCUGACCAUUUACCUUCCAGAAUUUGACCCUAAGCUCUAAGAUCAAGCUUACAAAAUAUAUGUCCGAGUUUGUAGUUUAGAAUCCAGAUACCAUCAGCGGGGCUGGGUGUUAGCUAGACACCAAAGGCUCUGGCAAAGACCAGCUCUGUGGUUUCUGCUCAUUUGUUUAAUGGCAAAGGUGUUGAGAGGACCCCAAUUCACUGAUUGACUUAUUCUUGUCCCUAAUUGUGAAUUUUGGCAAUAAAUACAGUGGUACUAAGAAUACUAAUCUGACACCCCACAUUUGCAAAGUGGAGUAUGGGUAGUGUCAUUUUCAGAUUUUGUAUUUCAAAUUUCUGGCUUACAUAUCCAGUGAUGCAGAUUUUCAAGUUUGUAAGAACAAUUUUGUUUAAAAACAGAAACUUGCUCUUAGUUUGUGACCUUGUGUACUUUUGAAAUAAAAUGAAGAAAGUA
This is a messenger RNA of Peromyscus eremicus (cactus mouse), 5633 nucleotides long. RefSeq names its product CXADR Ig-like cell adhesion molecule (gene Cxadr). The transcript has 7 exons. NCBI's taxonomy places the organism in Eukaryota, Metazoa, Chordata, Mammalia, Rodentia, Cricetidae. Gene Ontology annotation, molecular function: cell adhesion molecule binding. Gene Ontology annotation, biological process: homotypic cell-cell adhesion. Gene Ontology annotation, cellular component: basolateral plasma membrane; bicellular tight junction; intercalated disc. The record is from RefSeq and is a predicted model, not a curated record. Bases 309 to 1406 code for a protein of 365 amino acids.